UACUACUACUACUACGUCAACUGAAGUCAAGUGUCUUGUUACCAAGCGGAACCCGUCUUGAUAAUUACAUUGAAUUAGAUAAGUUUCCUUUCACCAAUUCGCAAAUUGAACCACUGAAAGUGACAUGAGCUGCAUUUUCGCCGCGAAAUCGUAAAAGAUCGAAGAUGACACUGCUCUUUUUCGGCGUGAAGUCCCUUAACUUGGGCCGCCAGCGCUUACUGGUACGCCUGUCGAGCACACUGCAAGCAAAGAGGCCCAGACUUCAGCAGCAGCAAGUUGACAAGUGUUGUGGCCCACGUUUAAUCACCCAGAACUUUCGCAUGUUCAGUGAUGAAGUUGCAGCAGGCAGAGCAGCAACCUCGGAAAGCAAGUUCAAGCCCACCAUUUUUGACAAGAUUAUUGACCGCUCCAUUCCAGCAGAUAUUGUGUACGAAGAUGAAAAGUGCCUAGCCUUCCGUGAUGUUGCACCCCAGGCUCCCGUCCAUAUUCUUGUGAUCCCUAAGAAACGUAUUCCGAUGCUUAGUGAAGCUGUGGAUGAUGAAGCCCAGCUUUUGGGACAUUUGCUGAUUGCUGUUAAGAAGGUUGCAGCUCAAGAGAAACUUGACAGUGGAUUCAGAGUUGUCAUAAACAAUGGGAAAGACGGUGCUCAGUCAGUUUACCAUCUCCAUCUCCAUAUUCUUGGAGGCCGUCAAAUGUCUUGGCCACCGGGUUAAGCGACAUAUAUAUGUAUUUUUUCUAACAUGGUUACCUUUAAAUGUAGAAACUAUGGGGCUGUAGUUCCUCUGAGCUCAAUGAGUGACAAUGAAUAAACCUAAUUUGAG
Macrobrachium nipponense is the source of this 821-nucleotide messenger RNA. RefSeq lists its product as uncharacterized. The record is from RefSeq and is a predicted model, not a curated record. Gene Ontology annotation, molecular function: hydrolase activity. The transcript has 4 exons. NCBI's taxonomy places the organism in Eukaryota, Metazoa, Arthropoda, Malacostraca, Decapoda, Palaemonidae. The coding region runs from base 165 to 713 and encodes 182 amino acids. Gene Ontology annotation, cellular component: cytoplasm; mitochondrion.